This is a messenger RNA of Rhipicephalus microplus (southern cattle tick), 4084 nucleotides long. Its product is annotated as putative RNA-binding protein EEED8.10. Gene Ontology annotation, cellular component: SCF ubiquitin ligase complex. The record is from RefSeq and is a predicted model, not a curated record. Gene Ontology annotation, biological process: SCF-dependent proteasomal ubiquitin-dependent protein catabolic process. NCBI's taxonomy places the organism in Eukaryota, Metazoa, Arthropoda, Arachnida, Ixodida, Ixodidae. Gene Ontology annotation, molecular function: RNA binding; protein binding.
GAAAAAAAAUAUGGCGAGUUGUUUGUUGUCCCCGCACGACACAGUUUCCGCACGUCUGUAGGUCUUUCAUAACGGUAGAGGUAGCAGUUUUUCGGAGCGUAACUAAAGCAUGCACGUGGCUCGGCCCAGUAAUCGCGACAACACCACGUGAGUGCCGGCGACCAUGCAGUGCGCAGUGACGAAAGGUGCGAAGCCACCACCAGCGCAGUGAGAAGAGCAUCGGGAGAUGGUGUGACGACGAUCCGCUAGCGGAGCAAGCGUCGCUGGGUUUAUUGUCGCCGCGUUCCUAACCGAAGGCUCGGCAGCGCGCGCUCGUCAUGUUCUCGUACGCGUACCGAAUACGGUGCCUGCAGAAACUGCAUUCGGAAGCGUUUAUGGGUCUGAACGCCGUGUGCUUGCCGGACUGCCUGCCCGCCGGCGCCGUCUACCGAUCGAGCCUUCCAGCGACGCCCGUGUCGACGCCGAUCCGCGAGAGCUGGAUCUUCUCGGAGCAGCAGCUUCGCGAUCGUCUCUGCAAGACCCCUUCCCCUAGAAAGUGUCGCUUCUUCGACCCUAGGCGCUCCGAGUCCGGCCUCAACAGCUUCGACAACGAGUGGCUCGACUCGGCUCGCCGGAAGAUGGAGACCGCCAUGGAAGACGACAAGUCGGACGAAACGAGUCCCGAGGACGCGGACAGCGUCAAGGAGAACGAGACCUUCUACCAGAAGAAACUUUUCGUUGGCAACAUCAGUUAUCGGGUUACGAAGCGUCAGCUGGCUAACUUCUUAAGCAAGUUUGGGAAAGUUGUGGACUGCACCAUUGUGCAGGACCACAUCAAACGAUGGCCCAAAGGGUAUGGUUUUGUGACAUUUUCCAAGGUCGAAGAGGCCGAAAAAGCUAGGAAUACUCCCCCCGACCAGUUGGAGCUUGAUGGCAGGCAGUUGCGGCUGCUUCCAGCCAACAAGACAAGGGUUUCGAAAAUGCGAAAAGAUGCCCAGGUGGCAGCCGAGCGAAGAGCCCUUGCUAGGGAAUUGGACGGUGAUGAAGAGUCGUCGGACAUGGAGGCGGACGUGACCCCAGCGACCCCUCCUCCUUCUCCUCGUCGGUCGGUGGACCAUAUAGACGACCUGCCGGACGACGCCCUGCUUUUGGUGCUUGCCUGGCUUGACAUCAAGUCACGCAUCCGCAUUGAGAGAGUUUGCCAGCGCUGGCGGCGACUGGCACUCCGUCUCUGGAGGUCUCAGGACAAGCUGUCUUUCUCGGGCGUUUUCUCGGUUCGCGACGGAAGGAUGUUGACCGUGAACAUUCUGCGAGCCCUCCUGGUUCGCUGCGGUGAGUCCUUGCGUAGCCUGGACCUGGCCUCUGCUUCACACGCCCUCGACUACAAGGCAGCUGAGGCUAUCAGCAUGCUUUGUCCCAACCUGGAGUACCUGGAUGCGUCUGGUGUGCACCUGACCAAUGUGUCUGUCCAGCAGCUCGCCCAAAAGUGCCCUAAGCUUAAGACGGUGUUGCUGAAUAGGUGUAGGGAUGUUGGCGAGAAAGGUCUUUGGUGGCUUCUUCAUCUGUGCAAGUAUUUAGAACAUUUGGACUUGACGGAAUUGCACAAGUUAUCUGGUCAGUGUUUCCACAUGGCGGGAGUUCGGUUGCGCCGUCUUGUGCUUCGUGGCUGUUCGGGUUUGACUGCGACGGGCCUCUCCAAGUUGGCCACCAAGUGCUGCUUCCUGUCGGAGCUGACGCUGAGCGAAUGCCUCCAAAUCUCGGACCAUGACCUGCUCCUGUUGUGUCAGAACCUGAGGGCGCUAAGAGUGUUCCACCUGUCAGGAUCAUUCCUCAAUUUGACUGCUGACAGUAUUGGUGCCAUCGGCCAUUUGCCCCUCUUAGAGGAGCUCAACCUGAGUCACAACAUGGCUGUCAACGACGUUGUCAUUGGAGCCAUAUGCGCAGGCUGCACCAAGCUGAGGUUUCUGGACCUCACUGCUUGCAGUCAGGGCAUCACCGAUGUUGCGUUGAACCACCUGUCUAAGUGCUCUGGAUUGCGGCAGCUGAAACUCAACUAUCUGGGACAGAUCACAGAUUCUGGCCUGGGUAGCCUGUCCUGUCACGGUUUGCUGCACAGUGUUGAACUUCGGGGAUGCCCUCAGGUUUCGGAUGGAGGGGUGCUGAUUCUCGUGGAACUGUGUCGGGAUCUGAGGCUGCUUGACGUCAGUGGCUGUGAGCGUGUGACUAACGCAGCUGUCACUGGUGCCAUGGAUAUUGUGGGGGAGCGGUCGAAUGUGCUCACAAUUGUCAUUGGUGGCACGUUCGUGGAGCCGGACCAGCUCUGCUUGGACCCAAAGAGCAAGCUUAAGAUUGAUCGGCGCAACUUCUGCGUUGAAUUGUUCAGACCAGACAGGCUGGAGCGCAUGUUGUCCUUUCACGAAGACGCUGACGUUUGGGAUCUGGAUGGCUACGAAGGUGACGGCGAAGCUGAAGCGAGGGCCCUAGACAUGUUGGAGAACGAUGAUCCCCUACUCAUGGAAGACUACAUCUUGUCAUGAUGCUGGAUGCUGCAGAGGGGGUGGCUGCGUGCCGAGGCAGACGUGGAAGACGCUCAGAGUCUCAGCUCUCCAGAUGUGUCACGCUCUCACUUUUCUCGUACCACUUCGCUGUCUUCUUCUCCCACAUCACCCACCUAAAGUAGAAAACAUUGCGUGCCUCACCCUUCCCCCCAUCUCCGCAGCCUUUUCAUCAUAUAAGAUGGCCUGACUGCAGUGUACAUAGCUUGGAAAAUGGCGCCUUUUCGCGCGUCGUCACGUUUUCCCGGGCACGUAAUGCUUGCUGAUUCUGUUUUUUUUUUAGUCGUUCAAGUUGGAAGCAACCCGCUUUUCCCCCUCCCCUCCUCGAUUGUUUGCCAGCAAGAGAAGUUUGUGAUAUAGGUUUAGGCUUUCGAAUAGGCAUAGUCUUGUUGUGGAACUUUUGCUGGCUUUUUGAGUGACGAACGAUUUGUGUAUGUAGGGUAAUGCUAGGGCAGCUGUGUUCUUGUCCUGUGUAGGAGGGACGCUUAAAAGGAAGGCAUUCGGAAUUGUGCGUUUUUGCCUUUUAGCCCCGUGUUCAACAAAAAGACAUAAAUUUCCGCUGCGGUUGAGCGAUUGAUCACAGUUUUCGUAUUUUUGCUGUUAUGUGUCUGCUUCAGAAAGUUAUUGCACAUGGUUAAUAAUAUGUGUUGUUUUCUAGCCAGCUGUGCAGGGGGCAGCAUUAGGGAUCUUAUGUAGUCAAACUUUCAGUGGCACAUUAUGACAUUUGAUUUCCUAAGUAUUGAUGUAAGUAGGUAGUUAAUUUGUUACUUACUGGAUUGUUUUUAUAUCAUCAGCUUCAACAUUAGCGAGCGAAAAAAGAAAAUGCUCACCGUUUUCUGAAGCAAUCUCUUCCACAGCAAAACACAACCAUUUUGUGUUACUAUUACUACUCGCAAUAUGCAUACAUGUAUAUGUGUGCACAAAGACCUGUGGUGCUUGCUUGGGUUGUUGUAUGUAAGUCACUGUUUUAGUUUUGAUUUCUGUUUAAAUGGCCAGUUAUCAAAAUGCUCUAUUCUACAGUAGCACCUGAUAUAUAUUGUCACAUAUUUUCUGGAAAAGCACUGGCUUCAAAGGUGUGUAGUUAUACCUUGUCGUCAAAUAGAUUUCUUGAAAUGCGUUGUGAAUAGUCCCAGUAAAUCAACGAUUGAAGGCAUUUGGGCUCCUCGCAUUAUUGCUUUUCAUUCACAAAGGUUAUCGGAAAUACGACAUGCUGUUUGAGGCUUGCUUCAGACGGAAGGGAUGCAAAUGCUAAAGCCUGCGUAAAUGAGAUGCGUAGACAAACAGAACCCUCCAAACACAUCACAGUUUCUCACACAGCUUCAUCUGCAGCAUCCCAAAAGCCAAUUCCAAUGCUUGUGCAACGCUGACGUCUGCAUUUCCAGAGUGCUUUUCGUUGUGAAUCUGAUGUCUGACUUAUCUGUGUGUGGCGGUAGCCGCUGUUGAGAAGAGUUGUUGACUGCUGUACACAAUGCUCUAUUUUUCUCUCUCCUUGUUGUUUGCAGCAGCUGCAAAAUAGAUUAAAGAUGGGCAGGCUGCCCAUUCUGCGUUGA